Messenger RNA from Entelurus aequoreus (snake pipefish), 4192 nucleotides. RefSeq names its product E3 ubiquitin-protein ligase RNF31-like. Lineage: Eukaryota; Metazoa; Chordata; Actinopteri; Syngnathiformes; Syngnathidae. The coding region runs from base 126 to 3428 and encodes 1100 amino acids. The transcript is spliced from 25 exons. Gene Ontology annotation, biological process: protein linear polyubiquitination. Gene Ontology annotation, molecular function: K63-linked polyubiquitin modification-dependent protein binding; K48-linked polyubiquitin modification-dependent protein binding; linear polyubiquitin binding. Gene Ontology annotation, cellular component: LUBAC complex. The record is from RefSeq and is a predicted model, not a curated record.
AUGACGUCACGCUGCGAUGCUGAUGUUGCUGCGGCAGAGGAGUGCUGAGGAGCCGCCAAUACAAAAGCCCCUCGACACGGACGACAGGACCGGCCUUUCUCCGCCGUGUUGCCGGCAAAAGGAGGAUGCCCUCGCUAUCGGAGCAGCUGCGUGAGGCGCGCAGCCAGGCAGAGGUGUGCCUGUACUCGGGCAGCAGGGUGCUGGAGGUGCGUGCAGGGGUGAUGGCAAUGGCUCUGCUGCCCUUACCGCCCUGCUCCAAAUACCUGCACAUCGCUGCAGAGAGCAUGGUGGUCCACAACAGCUUUGGCAGCAACAGGAAGGAGACGCUGGCCUCUCUGCAGCGCUUGUCCACGGCCUUGAACAUCCUGGAGAAGUACGGCUGCAACCUGACCAACCCCAACAGACCCAAGUACUGGAGGACCGUCAAGCACAACAACCCCGUCUUCAGAGCCACCGUGGACGCCAUCCAGGGGGGGCGGGCCGUCCUGGGUCUCUAUGGUUACUCCAAUCAGCAGCCAGACGGCCUCAGCUUCCCCGAUGACAUCACCGACCCCGACGUGGGCCGAGUGGCCGCCGUGGCCGUGGAGGUUAUGAGUCUCAGGAUGGAGCUGGAAAUGCUCAUCAAGGAGACUCACCAGCAUCCAGAAUUCUACGAGAGGGUCAUCCCGACGCUGAGACACAAGGGAGAAGAGCCAGGGGGAGAGUACACAGCCCUGAGGAGUACCAGUGUUCGUGGUUCCACUGUCCGCGACAAUCUUCCCCAGCCGCACGUGCUGUCUUCGGAAGUGGGUCUGAACACGGACGCUGUGGUGGACACCUCGUCUCUCCACUGUGUCCCUCAGAGCAAGUCACUGGUCUUCCCUCUGCAGCGUGUUAGCUCCUUCUCCCACCAUCACAGUCUCACACACACCUCUCCCUCCCACACACACCCAGAGAACUGCACCAUGUGUGGAAUAUUCCGUGUGACUGUGCACUGUCUGAGCUGCCUGCAGGGUCUGUGUGGGGAGUGUGACCGCCUCUACCACGACCACCCUCACAGAGACAAGCACCGCCGCACCACCCUCACCUCUUCUUCAUCAUCACCAUCACCGUGUCCCCCCAGUGGACACACUAAAAGUUCUCCCACCUGGCAUUGCCUUCAGUGCACAAAGGUCAACUGGUCCCAGGAUGUGCUCUGUGAGGAAUGUGAGGCUCCUCGCUACCAAGCCCUCAGCUGUGCAGCGGAACACUACCAGCCUGCUACCGUCACAGAGUGGCAGUGUAGGAGCUGCACAGUCAUCAAUGCAGGCAUCAGUGUACUGUGUGAGGUGUGUGAAAGACCCCGCCUGGCUACCAGACCUCCACUGACUCCAUCACACCCUCCUGUUACACCACCCAGACCACCUGCACCUGUGCUGGGCAUGCCUGGAGAUCCUGACAGCCAGUGGGUGUGUCAGUUCUGCACCUACCUCAACUACUCCCCCGCCACCGUGUGUGAGAUGUGCGACCUGGCACGUCCGGAGCCCGCCCCUCUGCCGGCCAAGCUCCGCCCUCCCUCCCCGGUCAGGCGGGUGCCCGCCCUGCCAGUCAAGCGCAAAGUGACCGCCCAGGAAGACCUGGACUCGUGUAGGCAGCGGCGGCUGAAGGAGGAGGGGCUAAAGCUCGUCCAGCUGAUACGUGAGGGGGAGAAGGUGGGCAUGAGUCCUGAGGAGGUCUACACCUGCACCAGGGUGGCAGGAGAUAGUCCCCUAGUGGCCUGCAGGUGGAUGAAGUCCGAACUACCUCUGCAGUUGGACAAGAUCAUCAUGUUGGCAGCAACCUUGUCAAGCAGGCUGCAUGGAGGUUCCACUGAUGUUCCUGCCAAAGUGGGUGAGGGGAAGACCACAGGUGUGCUCCACCUGUCCAGAGCAGAGGCCAAGCAAGGCUGGCUGACAGCAGGGGGCGCCACUGAGAGAGCAGCCAGACAAGCACUGAGGGACAGACUGGCCAAGGUAAAGGUGCUGGUCUCCCUGGGCUUCAGUGAGGAGUCACAGUGUCACGAGGUGUUGAGACAAAGUGGUGGUCAGGUGAGAGCAGCUCUCACUCUUCUGCAGCGCCCUCUGCUGGACACUUUUCAUCAACGCAUCUGGAGCCAGCAGCCUGAACCUCCACUGGACAUCCACCAUCCUGACAAGCAGCGCACAUGUCGCAGGCUGCUAGCCGUGUAUGACCUCCCUAGCUGGGGCCGCUGUGAGCUGGCACUGUCCCUGCUCCUGGAGCACAACGCCCCCUACGCCCUGGAUGAUGUGGUGCAGGCGGUCAGAGAGUCCCAUGACCGGGACUUCAUCAAGAGAGUUCUGGCCAAGGAAUGUCCCAUCUGCCUCUCCGUCUUCCCCCACAGCAAAAUGCAGUCCCUGACGUCCUGCCAGUGCUCCGUCUGUUGCGGAUGUUUCCAGCAACACUUCACCAUCGCUGUGAGGGACAAACACAUCCGAGACAUGGUGUGUCCCGUCUGCUGGGAGCCCGACAUCAACGACCCCGAACACCUCAACAGCUACUUCUCCACCUUGGACAUCCAGCUGAGAGAAUGUUUGGAGCCAGAAGUCUACGAGCUUUUCCACAAGAAGCUGACAGAACAAGCUCUCAUCAAAGACCCCAAGUUCCUGUGGUGCUGUCACUGUUCCUACGGCUUCAUCUACGAUGGAGACCAGCUGAAAGUCACCUGCUUCCAGUGUCGCAACACUUUCUGUGCCCACUGCAAGAAGCCCUGGGAGUCCCAGCAUGCAGGAUUGUCGUGUGAGCAGUACCAGUGGUGGAAGAGAGAGAACGACCCAGAGUACCAGAAGCAAGGUCUGGCAGGCUACUUGCGAGACAACGGCAUCACGUGUCCCAACUGCCGCUUCCAGUACGCCUUGUCCAAAGGAGGCUGCAUGCACUUCUGCUGCUCGCAGUGUCGCUACCAAUUCUGCAGUGGUUGCAACAACCCUUUCCACACAACGUGUGCAGUGGAGGAGUGCACAGUAUCAGGACUACAUGCUCAUCACCCCAGAGACUGUCUCUUCUACUUGAGGGACUGGGAACCUUCUAGACUGCAGGCGCUACUCCAGAAGAAUGGUGUUACCUUUAAUACUGACCCUCCUCCUGGAACACAAACAGGACUGUGCGGGGUGAUCGAGCAGAAGGACGAUGGAGGCCAGCAAGCGGACUCGGCCUGUGGAGCGCACACCCAACCGGGACACGCCGGACUCUGCGAGAAGCAUUACAGAGAGUACCUGGUCAGCCUGAUCAACAGCAACUCCUUAGACCCGGCUCACCUGUACAGCUCCAACGAACUCCUGCUGGCCUGCCGCAGGUACAAGGUGGAGGACUCCCGCACCGAGGCUGAAGAUGGAGUACUUUACUACAGCCGGCUCAUGGAGAAGCUGAUGGCUGAAGUUCCACUCGGUGACAAAGUUCCACGCAAGAAAUAAUAAGUUGAUGAUGAAGAAGUAGAUAAUGAUGAUAAAGAUGAAGAUAAUGAUGAUGAUGAUGAUGAAGAUAAUGAUGAUGGUGAAGAUGAUGAUGAUGAUGAUGAUAAAGAUGACGAUAGUGAUGAUGAUGAUGAAGAUGAUGAUGCAACAAUGAAAAGUCCACAACAAAUAUUCCAAGAAGAAAAAUCCUCCAAUCAAAAUUGAAAUAUGAAAAUAAGGUAUUCAACAUAUUUUGUUCAAUAUCCUAAAAUACACCGUAAUAUUAUUAUUAUAAUUAUUACCAUAUAAUUAUUAUUAUUAUUAUUAUAGUUAUUAUAUGUAUUAUUAUAUAUAUAUAUUUUUUUUGUGUGUUUAUUUAAUAUUUAUUAUUAUUAUUAUUAUUUAUUUACAGUAAAGAAAGGUGUAUCAUUAUUAUUUAUUGUCGAUAAAGAAAGGUGUAUUAUUAUUAUUUAUUGACAAUAAAGAAAGGUGUAUUAUUAUUAUUAUUUAUUGACAAAGAAAGGUGUAUUAUUAUUAUUCAUUGACAGUAAAGAAUGGUGUAUUAUUAUUAUUAUUAUUUAUUGACAAUAAAGAAAGGUGUAUUAUUAUUAUUAUUUAUUGACAAAGAAAGGUGUAUUAUUAUUAUUCAUUGACAGUAAAGAAUGGUGUAUUAUUAUUAUUAUUUAUUGACAGUAAAGAAUUGUUUAUUAUUAUUUAUUGACAGUAAAGAAAGGUGUAUUUAUUGACAAUAAAGAAAGGUGUAUUAUUAUUUCACAGUAAAGAAU